Jaculus jaculus (lesser Egyptian jerboa) is the source of this 4159-nucleotide messenger RNA. It is a transcript of the gene Ripk1, whose product is annotated as receptor interacting serine/threonine kinase 1. Gene Ontology annotation, cellular component: cytoplasm. Gene Ontology annotation, biological process: protein phosphorylation; signal transduction. Gene Ontology annotation, molecular function: JUN kinase kinase kinase activity; ATP binding; protein binding. Lineage: Eukaryota; Metazoa; Chordata; Mammalia; Rodentia; Dipodidae. The transcript has 10 exons. Bases 1061 to 2689 code for a protein of 542 amino acids. The record is from RefSeq and is a predicted model, not a curated record.
GGAGGGCCAGGUCAUGCGCAGGCUGCAGCACUGCCGGGUGGUGAAGCUGCUGGGCGUCAUCAUAGAGGACGGGAACUACGCGCUGGUGAUGGAGUUCAUGGAGAAGGGCAACCUGAUGCACGUGCUGCAGGCCGAGAUCCCCUGUGUCUUGAAACAUGUUGUCUCGUCUUUCUAAGAUCCACAGUUCAGAAAUAGACCUGAGUUCAGAAACUCAUGGUCCGAUAUGUGCGAGGGAUGAGGAAUUUGGGUUAAGAGAUGAAAGCACCUACCCUGCCAAUGGUUGUGACAUGCUGACUGGGGAAAGCGUGCACUGUACGUGAUGUGACUGUAGGGAGGCGAGUAUGAGCAACAAUUGCAUUUCAGUAUCAUUGAAGAAACUUACCAGAGGUUGAGUGUAGAAAAUAAGCAACAAGAACAGAUGAGAUAUACAAACAGGAAAGUAAAACUUAUUUAUGAAAACCAAAUAAUCUUAAAGUCAUUUAAAAAUUUCCUGUAGCUGUUACCAUGCAGUCUUUGCUAGUUGCUAAGGAGACCAGAGCCAGGGUGACACAAGCUAGUAAAGGGAGGCCGGUGAGCCAGUGAGCACCACGUGAUGAGAUGGGAUUUGAUAACAUGCCACAGUCUGACGUGGAACACAGGGGAGGUGCCCAUCCCAGUUUAACCAAUGGGAAAGGCAUCAGUCUGAAGGGCGAGUAGGAACUUGAAAGUGUUCUGGGCCUAGAGAAUGGCACUUGCAAAGGAAUAAGAGGGUGCCUGUUUGCCCAACUGCCAACCACUGGCUUUGGCCGUAGCACAGAUUGCCUGUGAGGCACUGCGGGAUUUGGCUGCCAUUUUGGCCCGUGUUUCUCCUGUCUGUCUGCUCCCCUCCUGUCCUCGCCCCGCCCCUCAUCCCCAAGUGCUAAGCCAGUAGGUCUCUUAGAACAUGAACGCCCACGGAAAGACAGAAGAUGAUCAUUGCACACACUGCCUUGUCAUUUGAUCAGACUGCUCUCCUUCCUCAAGCCAGGUCAAUAUCCCACUUUCUGUAAAAGGAAGGAUAAUUGUAGAGACCAUUGAAGGGAUGUGCUACUUACAUGGUGAAGGUGUGAUACACAAAGAUCUGAAGCCUGAAAAUAUCCUUGUGGACAAUGACUUUCACAUUAAGAUAGCUGAUCUCGGCGUGGCUUCCUUCAAGACGUGGAGCAAACUGACCAAUGAGGAGCACAACGAAGAGAGGAAGACGAGUGGCGUCUCCAAGAGCAAGGGCGGCACCCUGCACUACAUGGCCCCUGAGCACCUGAGCAACAUCAACACAAAGCCAACAGAGAAGUCGGACGUUUACAGCUUCGGCAUAGUGCUCUGGGCAAUAUUUGCAAAGAAGGAGCCCUAUGAGAAUGCCAUCUGUGCAAAGCAGCUCUUGCUCUGUAUAACAUUGGGAAACAGGCCCAACAUGGAAGACAUCAUUGAGUACUGCCCCCAGGAAAUCAUCCACCUCAUGGAGCAGUGCUGGCAGGCGAACCCAGAAGACAGGCCGACAUUUCCUGGCAUUGAAGAAAAGUUUAGGCCUUUUUAUGUAAGGCACCUUGAAGAAAAUAUAGAGGAGGAUGUUGAGCAUUUAAAGAGAGAGUAUCCAGAUCAAAAUACUGUUUUGAAGAGAAUGCAGUCUCUCCAACAAGAUUGUGUGGCAUUACCACCAAGCAGGUCAAAUUCAGAACAGCCUGGUUCACUGCACAGUUCCCAGGGAUUUCUGAUGGGGCCCGUGGAGGAGUCAUGGUUUUCCUUCUCCCCGGACACCCCAGCAGACGGUGAUGAGAUCAGUGUGCAGGAUAAACUCCAAGAGGAAGCCAGCUACCAUGCAUUUGGCAGGUUCACUGUGAAGCAGACGAAGCAGCAGCCCAGACAGAACGUGGUUUGUAGCAGAGAAGAAGAGAGGAGACGAAGGGUCUCCCAUGACCCCUUUGCACAGCACAGACCUGAGAAUGUCCAAAGCACAGUGAAAGGCCUUGCCAGUCCCGGUACAACCAGCAAUGGGAACACAGUACCCCAGGUGAUGGGGCUGACCAGCCACACACAGAUGUCUUAUUGGAACGAUGGCUUGUUUAACUCACAUGGGUUUGGAACAAGUCCACUGGAUCCAGGAGCAGCAAGUGGAGGCAUUUGGUGUGGCCCAAACCCAAGCCAUAUUCAGAGUUUAUAUAAAACUCCAGUGCCCGAGACCAACCUACUGGGAAGCGCACCCACCAUUCCAUUCAGCUCCUUGUCACCACCAGAUGCUCCUAUAGCAUGUGCCUUAUACAACAGCACUGGCAUUCAGAUCGGGAGCUACAAUUACAUGGAUGUGGGUAGAAUGAAUUCACAGCUGUUGGGCAACACAUGCAUGGACGUGAAAGAAGAGCCAGCUUCCAGCGAGCACCCCAUCUUUGAUAAUAGUACUCCUCUGACUGAUAAACACCUGAACCACAUCAGGGAGAACCUGGGAAAGCAGUGGAAAAACUGUGCCCGGAAGCUGGCCUUCUCUGAGUCCCAGAUCGACGAAAUUGACCAUGACUAUGAGCGGGAUGGGCUGAAGGAAAAGGUUUACCAGAUGCUCCAGAAGUGGCUGAUGAGGGAAGGCUCUAGAGGGGCCACAGUGGGGAAGCUGGCCUGGGCACUUCACCAGUGCCACAGAAAAGACCUGCUGAGCCACUUGAAACGUGCUAGCCAGAGCUGAGCCUGGGGCCCUGGCUGCGCAAGCAGAGUGCUUGCUUGGUAAGGAGCCCCCCACCCUUCCAUCUUGGGGCAGGAGAAUGGGAACACGAGUCCGCAGCCACCACCUGCUUUCAGGAAAGCCCAUGCUUGAAGACUUCUAAGUGGCCCACGGUCCAUGCAAACAGGAAGCAGCAGCUUACUGGGAGAGGAGACGCAUCCCAGAAGAGUGGUCUUUCAGCUCGUGCCAUGAUUCAGUGAUGUGCUUCAUUCCAUGUCCUGUGGUUCUGAAGAAAACUUCCAGGGAAUGUAAAAUAACCUCCGUUCUGUUCUGUGCUCUUGGAGUACAGAAUACAUCUAAGCUCUGCUCAGAUCCAUGUCCCGUAUGGCAGCCACGCUUCUUCCCAGAAAUCAAGGAUCGGGUAGCUUUAGUGUCAAAUGCUACAUUAGGCACUACAGGCUUUAAGAAUUACGUGCAAUUCAGUCUAUAGUAUUCAGUUAUAAUUUGAUGGGACUUUAAAAAGGAGGAAAAAACAUGGAACAACAGGAGAUAUCAGAUUCUCCUGGCAGUUAGGGGUGGGGGAGAAGAGAAUUGUGACUGCUAUGAAAUUCUAGGUUAAGAUUUGGGGUUCUUUUCCUAGCAUUCUGGUGCUUACCACACCUUCCCAGCCUGUGCGUCCUGCGGAGGGAACCAGGUGUGCAGGAAGUGGUCAUCAGGAAAUGGCCUUGUAACUCUGGGUGUGACCAGAGCCUCAGCGUUGCUCACUGUUGAGCUGUUGGCCCAGUUCAUCCCAGUGCACUGCAGGAAUGCUUUCAUUGUGUUCUGUGUGACACGCAGCAAGGACCGCUCCAGAGCCUGGUCGUUGUGUCUCUAGCACAGGAGCAAGGCAAAGGCAGAGACUGAGGACCCUUGCCAGCCAGCAUCACUGCUGGUACUCGACUGAGAGGGUGUGCCAUGGUGCUCAGCUCUGCCAGGAUGAGGAAGGGAAAAAUCUAGUUAUGGGGAGGCUAGCUGUCAAGACUGGGGUGUCAGUCUUCUGUGGGUUGAUAACAGCACUGUAGGGUCGAUAGGAAUCCCCUUGGCCCCAGCAGCCAACUUCCCCAGGGAGGCUGUAAAGCAGCUCCUGUUGCAUCCUGAGUCCCAGACCGCUCUCCACGGCCACGUUUGUGCCUCACGACUCGGAAGCAUCCGUGGUCUCCACACAGGAUGCCCACAGCUCAGGUUUCCUGUCCCCUACCCUAGGUAUGGCAAAACUGUCUCUAGACAUGGCCAUGUGUUCUUGGAAGGGCACUGUUGUAAUAUAAGACUCAGACUAGUCACAGCAGCCCCGUUCACACCUUAGCUGCCAGGCAGCAUUAGACCAGAAAGAAACGUGGAGCAGGGAAGGGUCUUAAAUGUGUUCCUUGCACUCCCAUUCCAAUGGUGUUCUAACAAGACAAAAUUGGAAAGUAUUUUUAAUGUCUUUUUUAAAAUAAAGUUUUAUACCUAAAUACA